Stereum hirsutum FP-91666 SS1 is the source of this 822-nucleotide messenger RNA. RefSeq names its product NAD-P-binding protein. NCBI's taxonomy places the organism in Eukaryota, Fungi, Basidiomycota, Agaricomycetes, Russulales, Stereaceae. The record is from RefSeq and is a predicted model, not a curated record. The coding region runs from base 1 to 822 and encodes 273 amino acids. Gene Ontology annotation, cellular component: membrane. The transcript has 5 exons.
AUGUCCUCUCCCUCACGAGUCGCCCUCAUCACCGGCGCUAGCCGCAAAGAUGGCCUAGGCUACACCGUCGCACGCCAACUCUCUCUGCAGCACAAUUUCACGGUCCUGCUAGGCUCUCGUUUCUUAUCCCCUUCACUGGACGAAGCAUUCAAGCAGUUGGAAACAGACGGCGCGAAACAUGGCGUGUUUCCUCUUCAAAUCGAUGUGGCCAGUGCGGAGAGCGUUCAGAAGGCUGCGAAGGAAGUGGAGGAGAGGUUUGGGAGGCUGGAUGUCCUAGUGAACAACGCCGCAGUGGGCAUUUCGUCCGCCCGUACCGAGCACCUCAGAGAGUAUCCCAAACUCCCCUUAAGACCUACGGAACAUACAAGGAACGACUUCGAUGAGGUCUUUGCGGUCAACGUUUAUGGAGUCGUUGAUACUAUCAACGCAUUCGCUCCUCUCCUGGUUAAAUCACCCUCGCCGCGCAUCGUGAACGUGACCUCCGUCGCCGGCUCUCUGAACUACGCAUCCACCAUCCCACCCGACGAUCUCAGAGCGGGGUUCAUGGUCUACAGCGCCUCGAAAGCGGCCCUCAAAAUGCUCACGAUCAUGUACAGCAAAGACCUUCCCAAACUUAACCCCGCGUUCAAGAUCAACUCUGGCUCUCCCGGGUUCACGAAGACGGCGUUUAAUAACUACUUGGGAACUCGCACACCAGACGAAGGCGCCGCGGUCAUGACCUGGCUCGCCACGCUCCCAGACGACGGACCGAACAGCGGGUUUUACGCCGAUCAUCCGCCGUAUUCGACUGAGAAUGGGAAGUUUCGGGAGGUGGAGUGGUGA